AUGGAGCCGCCAGCACUCCCCGCUGGGAAGCCUGUGCUGGGGGGAGAGAAGUGCCGUCCUGUUUCUGGGGGAGACAGCACCCGCUGCAGGCUGACCCUGGUCUCUAUCCUCCUGGGUGCCAUCACGGCCAUCUGUGGUGGGAUGCUGAUGGGCUUCCUGGGAAAGCAGGAGUUCCUGGCAGAACACCUGGUGGAGCUGCAGGGCCUCCGCUAUGAGAGCAGCCUGCAGUGCCCAAACUCCAACUAUCACCGCACCUUGACCCCCGUCCUGGAGAGGCUGUUCAAAAGCAGCUUUCAGAACUCAGCCCUGGAAGGGACCUGUGCCAAGUGCUCCGUCUUGCAAUACAGGAAGGGCAAUGCCAGCAUCCUGGUCCACUUCCGCCUAUGGUUCUCCUCGCAGCCGCUCAGCCCAGACGCAGAAGAGCAGGCGCUGGAGAGGGGCCUGGCAGCUGCGCUGGGCAACAGAGGAAUCACCCUGCCCUCCUACGGCAUCAUCUGGGCAGCCUCUCUCACAGGUAGCAUGGAAUCAUCCCUCGCCCAUCGACUGAAAUCAGGCACCUGCCCAGGGACGGCCUUCACCUGCCACAGCGGCCAGUGUGUGCCACGUGAGAAUGUGGAGUGCGAUGACCGGAGGGACUGCCUGGACGACUCUGAUGAGGCAGAGUGCGACUGUGGGUCUCGGCCGGCCAUGCAGGCAGCCAACCGGAUUGUUGGGGGGUCAGAGGCCACCCGGGGGGAGUUCCCCUGGCAAGUCAGCCUGCGGGAGAACAACGAGCACUUCUGCGGGGCCACAAUCCUGGCUGCCAAGUGGCUGGUGUCUGCAGCGCACUGCUUCAACGAGUUCCAGGAUCCGGGCACCUGGACGGCCCAUGCAGGCACUGUCUGGCUGAGCGGCAGCGAAAGCAGCGCAGUGAAGGCUGGCGUGAGCCACAUCCUCAAGCACCCCUCCUAUGACACAGACACGGCCGACUACGAUGUAGCGCUGCUGGCGCUGUCUGAGCCAUUGCCCUUCGGCAAGUACGUCCAGCCCGCCUGCCUGCCGGCCUCCAGCCAUAUCUUCCCCUCUGGCAAGAAGUGCUCCAUCUCCGGCUGGGGUUACCUCAAGGAGGACUUUUUGGUGAAGCCAGAGCGGCUGCAGAAGGCCGUGGUGGAGCUGUUGGACCAGACACUAUGCGCCAGCCUGUACAGCAACGCCAUCACCGACCGAAUGCUGUGUGCCGGAUACCUGGAGGGCAAGGUCGACUCCUGCCAGGGGGAUUCUGGGGGCCCACUGGUCUGCGAGGAACCCUCGGGCCGCUUCUUCCUGGCCGGAAUCGUCAGCUGGGGCAUCGGCUGUGCGGAGGCCAGGCGCCCAGGUGUCUAUGCCCGGGUCACCAGGCUGCGGAACUGGAUCCACGACACCAUGGCCACGUUCACGGCCCCACCAGGCCCCACCCUCCCCACGACGGCCUCCACCACCCUCCUCCCCCUGGCAGCCACCAAGGGCACCAGCACCACUGGCAAACCCCUACCCAGCCCCACCACGGCCGGGGGCAAGCCAGCUGCCACGCUACCACGGCCCCAAGAGUGCGGCCGCCGGCCUGGCUUCUCCAAGCCCAUCAAGAUAGUGGGUGGCCUGGAUGCCUCUCGCGGGGAGGUCCCCUGGCAGGUCAGCCUGAAGGAGGGGCUGAACCACUUCUGUGGGGCCACCAUCAUCGGGGACCGGUGGCUCCUUUCAGCUGCCCACUGCUUCAACCACACCAAGGUGGAGUACCUGACAGCCUUUGCAGGCACCACCUGGCUGUCGGCGGCAGAUAGCAGCUCUGUGAAGGUGAGCGUGAGGCAGGUGGUGCGGCACCCCUCCUACAACCCGGCCCUGCUGGACUUUGACGUGGCUGUCCUGGAGCUGGAGCGCCCCCUCCCCUUCAGCAAGGUCAUUCAGCCCAUCUGUCUCCCUCUGGCCGUCCACAAGUUCCCUGUGGGCAGGAAGUGCAUGAUCUCCGGCUGGGGGAGCCUCCAGGAAGGCAAUGCCUCCAAGCCAGAGAACCUCCAGAGAGCCUCUGUGGGAAUCAUUGACCAGAAAACCUGCAAUGUCCUCUACAACUUCUCCCUGACAGAGCAGAUGAUCUGUGCUGGGUUCCUGGAUGGGAAGGUUGACUCCUGCCAGGGCGACUCAGGGGGCCCCCUGGCCUGUGAGGAGACGCCAGGUGUGUUCUACCUGGCGGGGCUGGUCAGUUGGGGGGGCGGCUGUGCGCAGGCCAGGAGGCCCGGCGUCUACGCCCGCAUCACCAAGCUCAAGGCCUGGAUCCUGAAAACUAUCUCACCAUGCCCCAGCACCACAACCAAUGCCGUGACCACAUCCAGCACCACAACCAAGGCCACAACCAGUGGCAGCGCCUCCUCCUCCUCCCCCAGCCUGCCUUUGGCUAGUCAAAGCACCACCGAGGCCAGCCCAAGCACCAGCCUCAGGGCCACCCCCAGCACAGCCAGGCCAGCAACCAACACUCCGAGAGCCACCCAGUUUGCAGACUGCGGCUUGACCUCGGCCUUGGCUUUCAGCAAGAUCGUGGGGGGCAGUGGCGCAGCACGAGGGGAGUGGCCGUGGCAAGCGAGCCUGUGGCUGCGGAGGAAGGAGCACAAGUGCGGGGCGGUGGUGGUGGCUGACCGCUGGCUUCUCUCGGCUGCCCACUGCUUCGAUGUCUACAGCGACCCCAGGAUGUGGGUGGCCAUCCUGGGGACACCCUUCCUGAGCGGCCUGGACGGGCGGGUGGAGAAGGUCUUCCGGAUCCACAAGCACCCCUUCUACAACAUCUACACGCUGGAUUACGACGUGGCGCUCCUGGAGCUGGCCUCCCCGCUGAGCUUCACCAACACGGUCAAGCCUAUCUGCCUGCCGGACCAAGCCCACCUCUUCGGCCAGGGUGCCCGCUGCGUCAUCACCGGCUGGGGCUCCACCAAGGAGGGAGGGCUGAUGGCGAGGCAGCUGCAGAAGGCAACUGUCAACCUCAUCGCCGAGCAGGACUGCCGCCGCUUCUACCCUGUCCAGAUCAGCAGCCGGAUGGUCUGUGCUGGGUUCCUGCAGGGGUCUGUUGACAGCUGCUCCGGUGAUGCCGGCGGCCCCCUGGCCUGCAAAGAGGCUUCGGGAAGGUGGUUCCUGGCGGGCAUCACCAGCUGGGGCUACGGCUGCGCCCGUCCUUUCUUCCCGGGGGUCUACACCCGAGUGACAGCUGUGCGGAGCUGGAUCGCACAGAACCUCAAGGCGUGACUCAGGGAGGAGGCAGGGAAGUGGGGCCUGGCCGGAGGAUGGAAAAGCAACUCUCCUUUGGA
Molecule: messenger RNA, 3305 nt
Organism: Zootoca vivipara (common lizard)
Lineage: Eukaryota; Metazoa; Chordata; Lepidosauria; Squamata; Lacertidae
Source: RefSeq, a predicted model, not a curated record